This is a messenger RNA of Vitrella brassicaformis, 1374 nucleotides long. The record is from the annotation of a GenBank genome assembly. NCBI's taxonomy places the organism in Eukaryota, Vitrellaceae.
AGGAAAAUGAGCAACGCCGCGGUUAUCAUGGUGAUGUUGCUGGUGCCAUUCGCAUCCCUCUCCGCGGCGUCGGUGUAUUCACGAAGCGCCUUUCGGAGUGCGCCUUGCCCUCUCUCUGCAGUUGGCCUUCCUGAGCGUCGUCUGCGCGGCUCGUCUGUGCACCUAGGACCCGGUACUCACGCAGCUCACCGACUGUCCCCCCGACCAGCCUCGCCCACCGGCAGCCAGACACAGAAUGAGGAGGCCAAGAACACACAGGUCGGCGGGGGAGAUCCAUUCACCAUGCACAUCCGAUGGAAUGGAUAUGUGGCUGUGUGUGUGCGCACCAGCCUCCCUGGGCGGCUUCGCCGGAUGACGCGCUGCGACUGCCUCGAUAUAUCGUUGUAAGCGACCAAUAGUCGACACACAACUCACACGCGAUUACACAACGUGUGUGUGUGUGUGUGCAGGACAGCGAUCCUGCCGCUACAGGUCGGUCAGUGCACUCGUCUGUCUUGUGUGUUUGUCUACGGUUGUGUCUGCGUGAGAGUGUAUGCGUGCAGCCAGGUUGGAUUUCAUCAGAGACGAGUUCAACCAAAUCAGCAAAGAAAUCGCGGACAGGCUCGUAGAGCGCUGGAACUUGAGACAUGCACAGAAAGACAAGUAAGUAGGCCUCGAUGUCUGUCUGUCGUUGCACAACACUGACGCACCAACCAACCACUGCGCACACGUCCGUCUGUCUGUCUGCGGACCGACGAUGCCAUCCCAUGCAGCCCGGAGGCGUGGGCAGCGUACGUGAAGGUCCACGACAACGAGAUGAACUAUCUCCUCGCCCAGCAGGAUCAGUGGCUGGGGCUGUGUACGUGUCGAUUUUUACCACAGAUACACACAUACCAGCACAACGGAUGCAUGUCCGACAACUAACACGUUUGUGUUUUUGUGUUCAUUCGGUCAGGGACAGGCGAGCUGUUGUACACCUGGCAGUACGUCGGACGUGGCCGAUACGUCGAAGACAAUGGUACGUAACAACACAACCACCCGAGGGCCGCAUACAUAAUUUGUGCGAGUGCACAGCACACAGACACGUGCCGCAAAUCGCACCACCUACCCAAUACACAGGCACUCACACGUGUGUGUGUUUGUUUGUUUGUGAGUGUUUGUGCGUGCAGACGAGUCGCAAGAGAAGAGCGAGAGAAUGAAGAAGGACAAGGCGCUGAGAUGAGCCUGAGAUGAGCCUCUUGUGUACAUUUCGGUGUUAGCCUUCGAAGUGGUGUCUUGAGAGAAGUGGUGUCGUUUUUCCUUACGUGUACGUGUCGUUUUUGUUGUGUGACACCUGACACCGCCGGCCGGCAGAUCCAUGAACAAUCAGUACGAUUAAUUGAAUAUUCAACCAGC